This is a messenger RNA of Toxorhynchites rutilus septentrionalis, 5064 nucleotides long. RefSeq names its product serine/arginine repetitive matrix protein 1. The record is from RefSeq and is a predicted model, not a curated record. The coding region runs from base 987 to 3836 and encodes 949 amino acids. The transcript is spliced from 16 exons. Gene Ontology annotation, biological process: negative regulation of centriole replication. Gene Ontology annotation, molecular function: microtubule binding. Lineage: Eukaryota; Metazoa; Arthropoda; Insecta; Diptera; Culicidae.
ACGGCAGUCGAGACGUCCUUACGCUAUUGCCAGUGCUGCUGCGUUCAAUUUCUCUCCAGCCUUUAUCCGUGCAACACCUCGGGAUCUGAGUGACAUACCCACAAUCGAUACAUCUGCAGAGUGUGAAAAAAGAGUAUUCAGCGGAGCUAAUGCCCGUUGCGGAACCGUUGGCCAGUUGGAACGAGAUAGCAAACCCAGCGAGAGAGGGGCUCCGAUAGCGAGGCAAUAGCCGAAGAAGCUGAAGAGGAAGAAGAGGAAAAGUGGUUCACUGAAGUGUUCGGAAGAAAAAUUAUCGAUUGGGUAUUUCUGUCUGCCACGAGCAAAAAAAUAGGGAAAAGCCCUGCGUUGGACAGUGGGGAAAUAGUGUGAACAGCCAAAUCGAAAAGUGAGAAAUGUGGUGAAUUUUAAAAGUGCGUGUGACCGCGACGAUAAGAAAAAAGGAAGCGUUUAAAGGAAUUUUUCCUGGCGGAGCUUUGUGCUAGCCAUUCUUACGGCUGCUCCACUGUUCACGGGGUACGGAAGCCAGAAAUAUUAGUUGAAAAGGAUUAUUCCGAAAGAGUGUGAAGAGAAGUGCGGAAAAUGAUCUCAUUCAAUAAUUUGCUGAGUGCCCACACCGGUGUUUGAUUGAGGAGGGCUUAAAAGAAAAUCGAUAAACUUGGAUUAUUGGCUUACUGAUUAGUAGUUGAGAAGUGCUGACCAAACGGGGGAAAAAAUUCACCUACUUCAUCCAAGCAUUUGACGUAACAGCCCACUUUACUCGACAGCACCACAUUAGUGGUGCAGGACUAUCGAUUCUCCUGAGCAACGCAACGCACCGGAGAAUCCGACCGGCCGACGGAAAUCCACCGGUGUCCUUCUAUUUGACUUAAUCGGAUCGGGGCUCAGCCUAUCCAGCGCCGCACUCUCACGCUCUUGGAAGUGUGCGUGUGUGUGAGUGAUACCUUUCUUUCGGUGCGUGACCAGUUUAUCCAGGAAAACCAGCCUUCAUGAUCGGAUCAUUUUGGAAUUUGUGUAGAGCGUGCCCAUCAAUGCCUGUAGACAAGCUCCACUCGGAAUACAGAAGUACCUAUCGAUGGCACGAGUACACCGGGGGUCCCGAGGUCGUCCGCAAGCCACCUGUGCCAAAUCAAUUUGCCAGCUCCAAGGUGGAUCACUUUUUCUCCAAAUCAACGGAGGAUGAUAAAUUCAUCGAAGCUUCAAUCAACGAGCCGCCCUUGCCGAGAAGGAAAAAAUGCCCGGAAUUGGCCUAUCGGUCACAUGAGUUUAUGUCAAGCCAGGCCAAUGAGCCACCGUCGACGCAUCACGGUGGCCACGACAGGCCCGAUGCCGCAACGACUCACUCACGUGCUAGGUCUGAAGAGCGUGGAACACCUUCCCGGCGCAGUAAAUCGGAAGGACCGCCAGGUGUCGCUAACGGACGGCUUCCGACCGGAACCGGAAUCGCUAACGGAACGCACGAGCCGGUCUCGGUCGAGGGCAAGGCGCAGGAACAGGCGGGUGAGUCUAGUGGCCUAUUCAAAAAAACUAUUAACAAAUUGAGCACAGAGUAUCGCCUGCAGUUCGUGUGGCCCCACGUGCGCAGGGCGAUCAAGGGGGCCCCGGGUGGCGAGGACUCGGUGAUCGACGCGCUGCCGCGAAAAUCCCUCUCGAUGGGUGCGAUCAAAGCCGCGCAGGCCGCCGCCACCAGCAGUCAGACAGUGCCCACCGUACAUAAAAAACGAACCACGAACGAGCGAGAAGCGAACGCUCACGAACUGGAACCGCUGGUAAACGAUGUGGACGCCGACAAGCCGCAGCACGAAAAGCGCGAUAUGGCUACCGUGGUGGAACAGAAGAUGAGGGCAACGAAAACCGAGAAGGAGCGAUUCGGUUUCGAGCCGGACGGUGGCAAUCGGGGCAAUGCGGACAUGGACACCGCCUGGUACAAGGAGGUACUGGAGCUGCGAAAGAAGGCCGGAGAGUAUAGGAACCGAGGAUGGGGCGUGGAAAUGAACCCCGAUCUGUACAAUAAGCAGCAGGAACUGUGGGAUCAGGUGUCCAGGCGAAGCUCGUUAAGCGCGUUGUCCCUCGCUUCUAGCGUCAGACCUAUCACAAAGGAAGAAAAAGAGAAGGAAAACAACAAAAAGAGUUCACCAACGAAGCCACAUGCUCGCGGUAAGAUUCCCGGUAGCGCUAGGCCAGUCGAGAUCAACAAAGCACUGCCGGACGGACAAGCGUUCUCGCGCAGCCGUAAGGACAACAUUCGACAUCAUCUGGAACGUACCACCGGACCGGAUAUGGAGGAAGGCGCCCUACUACCGUCCCCCACUAGGGAAAAACUAAUGCCGGCUAUUCCCCGCUCCAAGGCGGAUAGUCCCCAGCGUGGAAGCCCCCAGAAGACUGGUUUGUCGCGCCAUGGAAGUCCCCAGAAGGGAAGCCCCCAAAAGAGUAGCCCCAAGAAGAUGUCCAACAAAGGACGAUCCCAAUCGGUAGGGCCAACAGUAGCUCCCGACGCGAGUGUUGGUAGCGUCGGCGGUGGCUCUCCGAAACGUCAGAUUCGAUCUGGUAGCACUACCACUGCCCCAGCUGCUGUUCCAGCAGCCAAAACGCACAACAAGAAGACGCCGACCACAGCCACAACACCUUCUCAACCGGAGCGUCGACCAAGACCAACAACCCUACCCACCACCACCAAUCAUUCCCGCUCCAAGAGCAGCUCUGUGCCCCACAGUGGCCACACGAGAGUGCAUUCUGCUCCUCCCAGUAGACCCCCAGCGACCACCAACAACAUCAACAACAACAACCACAUCAACAAUUACAAUAACAAUAAUAAUAAUAAUAAUAACCUAAACAACACUAAUCAGACCCAUCCACCACUAUUGCCAACCAAGACCGACCAAAGCAAUAACAAUUCCAUUCCAAACCACCAAACCAUCACAUCUUCCGCCAACACCACCACCACUACAACUUCCUCGCAUCCUUCACGCGCUAAGCUCACACUCGGUACAAAGAUUGGCUCGCAGAACCGGCCCCGAGCGGCUAGUAGUAGCAAGGCGGCGGCAGUCGAUUCGUCUGCCAAUAGCUCGGCCAGUUCCACGUUGAAAAAAGAACCAUCGCGCAAAUCCGCACACAGCAAAACCGAAUCGGGAACCAAACUUGCUGGAAAUGAGGACGACGCUGAGAAGGACGGUGGUCUGUCGGCAUCCUGUGCGAGCCCACUGCCGGCGCCGGAGAUCAACGAACAGAUCAUCAAGUCGCCUCCGGAACCGACGCGGGUCAAAUCGCCCGAGCAGAUCAUUAUGCGCUCUCCAGAUCCGGUCAAUUGGACUGUACCGCUGGACACCGGCAAGACGUUCACCGUUACCCAAAACGUGAGAGAAGGUCAGUGCUUGAUAGGCGACCCUAUGAUGCGACCACAUAGCGAAAUCAAGGCUUCCACUCCGGUGGAGCAUCCACCUCCAGCACCACAGUCUGCACCGCCAGAGCUUUCCGAGCAAUCGAAACUACCAAAUAGUAAACUGGAACCCGAUUCCAUCAAGGAAUCCGAGGACGAAGACGAUGAUCUGCUGAAGUCCAAAUCGUCGGUUAACUCCUCGGUGAACCCAACGUCGAUGGCUGUACCGGUAGAACCCGCUCCGACAGCGGCUGCACCAGCGGUACAAAACAAUCCGGAUGUCCGGUAUGAUAAACCAGUUCCGGGGUCUACACUCCGCUGUCUCGACGAUCCGACCUUCGAGUCGGACAUCAAUUCGCCUGUGGCGAACCGAAACGUGGCAUCAGAUGUACUGGACAAAGCCCGCGACAGGUUCGACCGGUUCUGGGGCAAUGCGGAGGGAGUCAAGCCGGACGAGUCCUAAAAGCGGUGCUUGUAAGGAGGAUAAUUUUAACCUGUUAGGGUACCUUUCGCUGCAUUUUUUGGCGCUAUAGGACGACCCAAAGCCGUCUAUAGAUAGAUUAGAUCAAUGGUUUUCAUCUCGGAUUGCACGGGUUGCAUGUACGAAACCCAUUCUAGUGGUAAUCGCUAUUGAUUCGAACUACUCUUUCUCUGUAACCAAAAACAAAAACAUUCCCCUCAGCGUCCCGAUACGUAAUGGGAAAAACAGCGGGAGGAAACCAUUUUGACUAUAACUAUUGAUUAUAACAAAAACUAUCACACGACAGGGUAGACAUAGGAAUGUUAAAUUAUACUUAUAGGAUGCAACAAUGUUCAUGACUUUUGCCCGUCACGACGGUGAGGGACCCUUCAAAAGGGCACUCAUGCUCGGGUCACCCACAUUAGCCGCAGGAUCUCCCACUAUUCCAGUCUUGUUAUCUAAUGUUUAGACAGAAACAGAGCAACGGUGUUUUCUAGCAAAGUACGGUAGCAAAUAGUAGCCAUUUCAUUUCGAACUACCCCGACUUCAGACUUCAUAGAUGGAUGAAGAAAGCGCAACAAAUUAUCCUGGAAUAAAAAAAAUCCGCACGGUCUCUCGCUCGAAGAUCGUGUUAAGCAUCUCACUAGGCACCGAAACGGGCAUUAAAACGUCAAACAAUGGAUGUUGGAUAUUAGCCUGGGUCAUUGCAAUGCGUAUUUAGGUCACAAGAAGAUGCUAAGAUUCGGAAACAUGUGAUCUAUGAUCUGACUGCGCGUUGCAGUCGCUUGCAGCACUAUCUAACAUCUCGAUGUCACCUCAAAGAUCGUCCCAAAGAUCGAUAGCAUCCCUAUGGAGCACGCUUAUGAACAAAUAAUGUAAAAUCAGGACAAAAACUGGUUCAUGCGAACGUAAAACAAAAAAAAAACACAAAUCACAUCAUCCGUCUACAUUAUAUUGUUGUCGUUGCAGGCACGGCUAGCAAACGCUUUUUGCGAGAAACUUUUAUUUUCAACGUACCACAAAAGCCACAAUACAUAGAUAUACCAUUUUCAGGCACAUUUUUUAUACAUCCACUCUCGUGGUAGAGGAGCAGGACGAGGAAGAGGUGGAGGACAGAAAUCCAUCAACUUCGAUUUAGAUAGAUCAGGAUUCUAAUAAAUUACACAGAAAGAGAUUUUAGAGCGCAACAGUUUACAAGUCAAUAAAACAAACGCUAAAAGUUACAAAUCAA